AUGAAAGUCGAAUUUACUGACUGGAGAAGAAGCUCAUGGCUUCUGACCCACUGUGGAAAGGCGCUGGCUGUCUGCAGUCGAAAGUUUUGUAUUGUAAUGCGUCUUCUUCUUCGCUUGUUUCAAUACUUAGGAUUCGAUGCAUGGCGCCGGUAUAAGAAUUUAGCAGUGCAGAAGACAGGCUUAUUCAGAAAACCAUCGCGGCUUGUUCAGUCUACGUCUCCUGAAGCCUGGUUCAGAUUUAGAAAUGGUGGGAAAUAUACAGGUGACGAAUUAGAAGGAUCUUGUGUCAUGGAUAAAUUCAACCAGUGUGAUCUUUGUUUCGCAAAACUUCGAUCUUUUAGAGACUGGUGUCCAAGCGACCAGCAGGGCUGGCUGCUACCAUGUCUGCAUGUUGUAUGCUCGCUUUGUAAAGUUAAAAGCCAAGUUCCUUCAAAUCCCCAAAAGAUAAUUUGUCGGUUGUGUAGGACGGAGUGUUCAAAGCAUCUUUUGCUACUUAUUCCAAAUACAAAGAGCUGCUUGUUGAGGUGCGAGACGCGAGCGUGCCCGGAAAAAAAGGUGGCAACGUUUAAAUGUUUGUCAUGCAAUGAACUAUUGUGCCAGGAGUGCAGUUUUGCCCACCGACGUGUUACUGCAACUUCUAGCCAUGUUUUACAACCUAUCGUUCUGAUGACUGAGAGUUGCACAAUAGAUAUAACAUUUGAAGUCAUUCAUUUUGUCUUACAUUUCCAGGCAUCAUGCUCCGAGUGCUUGCAAAUGAGGAUCCAUGAAGGCCCUCAUCAUAUAAUUAGUCCUAUAUCGCACCUUGCUGCAUCAAGUUCUGUUGAGGAAGAAAAAAUCAAAUCGUCAUCAGCUAGAGAGCUAACUCUCAUUGAAGCUACUCUUUCCUCACUUGGUGUUCGAAAACAGGUCGUUUCGGACAGGAUUACCUUCUUGAAAAAAGAAAUUGGAACGAGCGUAGUUAAGGCAUGCAAUGCAAUUAUUCGUCGAGGAUGGGACCUAAUAAAUACGCUGGAUUUUGUGGAAAAUGGCAAGAUCAAAGAGUUUGAUCAUGUAAUUGAAGAGUUAAAAUGGCAACAGAUACGUUUCAAAAAGUUAUCUAGACGUUCUUUAUUGGUUGAAUGUUAUCACGGAACGAGUGCAUUAUUAAACUACAAGGAAGUAAACGAGCAAAAUGUGCUAUAG
Messenger RNA from Enterobius vermicularis (human pinworm), 1182 nucleotides. NCBI's taxonomy places the organism in Eukaryota, Metazoa, Nematoda, Chromadorea, Rhabditida, Oxyuridae. The record is from the annotation of a GenBank genome assembly.